CCGAAGAUGCUCUGCCCGCUGCUCGCGCUGGCAGCGCUGGCCUCCGGCCUGGCAGGUGCCAUGGAGAUCCGGGUGCCGGAGGAGCCCGUGGUGGCUCUGUUUGGCCGGGAUGCCACCCUGCACUGCGCCUUCUCCCCCAAGGCCAACUUCAGCCUGGACGACCUGACGCUCAUCUGGCAGCUGACGGACACCAAGCGCGUGGUGCACAGCUUCUCCGGCGGCAAGGACCAGCUGGCCGACCAGGGUGCCGGCUUCGCCAACCGCACGGCCCUCUUCUACGAGCAGCUGGCCCGCGGCAACGUCUCGCUGGUGCUGCGGCGCGUGGAGAUCUCCGACGAGGGCAGCUUCACCUGCUUCGUGCGCGUCCGCGGCUACGACAGCGCCGCCGUGCUGCUGCAAGUGGCCGCUCCUUACUCCAAGCCCAACUUGAACAUGGAGCCCAACAAGAACUUGAAGCCGGGGGACCUGGUGGCUGUGACUUGCCACGCGUCCCGCGGCUACCCCGAGGCCACUGUGCUCUGGCAAGACAGCCACGGCGGCAACAUCACGGAAAACGUCACCACGUCUCAGGUGGCCAACGAGGAGGGUCUCUUCGAUGUGCAGAGUGUCCUGCAGGUGUCAGUGGAGCCCAGCAGCACCUACUCCUGCCUGGUGCGGAACCCGGUGCUGCAGCAGGAGAGCCAGGCCUCCGUCACCAUCACGGGCCAGCACCUCGCCUUCCCCGCCGUGGCGCUCUGGGUGACCGUGGGACUCGCCAUCUGCGUCCUGGGGCUGCUCGUAGCCCUGGCCUACGUGUGCCAGAAGAAAAUCCGGCAGAGCUGCGAGGAGGAGGAGGCCAACGCAGGGACGGAGGAGCCGGACGAGGARGGGGACGAGCCCAAGACAGCCUUGCAGCCGCUGAGGAGCGCGGGGAGUAAAGAAGAUAACGAACAGGAAAUCGAUUGAUGGGAGCCGGGGGAGAGCUCGGAGCGGCCCCCCAGAGCAGAUGAACUGUCCCCCGUCCCCAAGGCCCACGGGGACGAGCUGCGGGUGACCGAGGACAUGCACGAACGCCCCGACWCAGACUGGCCGCUGCCGCCAGGAUGGCCCCAUCCUCCUCCUCCUCCUCCUCCUUCCUAGUGGCCCUUCCUCCUUCCUUCCUGGUCGUCCUGGCGCUGGGAGCCCUUUGGCCUCCGUCCCCCUGCCACGGCUUCAGGUGCCUUCGGGGGCGGAUUUCGAUGCCCCUUCCAAUUCCCGAGGCCCCGAUGGCCGGGUGAGGGGCUCGGCGAGGGCCCUGGGAGCGGGA
Nothoprocta perdicaria is the source of this 1285-nucleotide messenger RNA. It is a transcript of the gene CD276, whose product is annotated as CD276 molecule. Bases 7 to 945 code for a protein of 312 amino acids. The record is from RefSeq and is a predicted model, not a curated record. The transcript has 7 exons. NCBI's taxonomy places the organism in Eukaryota, Metazoa, Chordata, Aves, Tinamiformes, Tinamidae.